Molecule: messenger RNA, 251 nt
Organism: Rubroshorea leprosula
Lineage: Eukaryota; Viridiplantae; Streptophyta; Magnoliopsida; Malvales; Dipterocarpaceae
Source: the annotation of a GenBank genome assembly
CAAUCGUAGUCUAGUAACUUCAGUUACAGAAGGUGUGAAAGGGUAAGCUCUGUGAGAGUUGUCUUGCAUUCUUUCUAUGACUAAUGAGGACUAAGAGGAGACCAGAUGUUGCGCAAAGUGUGGAGGAGAGUCGAGAGGAGAGUUGGGAGGAGAAGAGUCGGGAGACUAGAUGUGCGCGGGACAAGACCAGAUGCGAUGAGUUUUAGCUUUUAGGGUUUUCUUUCUUUAAUUUAUAAAUAGAAAAGUUGGAA